UUCGUAUAAAAACAAUUCGUGUAAAAAGAGAAUCUUUUUCUUAUUAACUAGUGUUAAAUCAUAUUUCGCGUAAAAUCAAUUCCUGUAAAAGGAGUAUUAGAUGUAAUGUCCAUCCAUUAUGUUCUUUCUUUUAUAUGCAUACUAUCAGUUCAGUUGAGUUUUGUUUGUUUGUUUGUGUACGCGCAGAGCAGAAGAAUUUCUGGUGAUAAGCUACAAGUUUAUCUUAAAUUCACAAAACCGCGUCAAUAGAUUAGUCACCUUGCUUAUGUUUCAACUUGUCACCUCAUUUCAUAUAUCCAGCGAAAGUACAAUACAUAACAAAUUAUUGCAAACAACAGCUCCUCUAAAUUUUAUUUUUUGUCAACAUUAAGAAAGUGUUUUAAUAAAAUUUAUUUCAAGAAAUGGACUUUAUUUAUUACUUACUAUUUAUUGUUGUCGGAAUACUUGGUUUUUGUUUUGAGAACAGAAACCGAAAAAAGUGCGAUAAAAUAGUCAACACUUUAAGAAAGCAUUGCAAGCACUACAAAGUGCUCGGCUUUGAUUGCGAAGGUGUAAGCACAGAACGCAAUGCAGUCGCCUUAUUACAGUUGGCCUCACCUAACGGUUUUUGCGGCUUGUUUCGCUUAAGUGGCAUGAGCGAUAUACCGAAAAGUCUACAGACUCUAUUAGAAGACCAAGAAAUAAUAAAAGUUGGCGUCGAUGCUGCGCAAGAUGCUCAAAAAUUGCAAGAAGACUAUGGCAUUCAUGUGGCUAGUACCUUCGACGUACGACACCUGUCCGUUAUGAUUGGGUGUAGACCAUGGGGCUUGAAAAAAUUAUCGCAAUUGGUUUUAAACGUUAAUUUUACUAAGUACCGGAAUGAAGUUUCUUCGAACUGGGAAGCCGGGCAACUGAGUGAAGAACAAAUCAACUAUGCUGCUAAUGAUGCUUUCGCGAGUGUAGAGAUUUUUAAGCAUUUGGCUAAUCGACUAGUGCCCAGGGAUCGUUACAAUUUCACAAACGCUGACUUUAACGCAAUCAAGCCGCUAAUUAGACAGUACUUGGAUAACGGGUUUUCCGAGAAUAGAACAGUUGAUGUAUUGUUUGCCCUAACACCUUGCAGAGAGGAUUGGUUUCUUCAAGCACCAAAUGGUGAGCUUUUGUGUAACUUGUGUAGACACAAAGCCAUGUGGUAUUUGGAAGAAGGACUGGGAAAGGAAAUACGAUCAGAAGCAUUGACCAUACGUUUAUACGACCAUCCGUUUGCUGAAGAUAAUGGGUAUUGGCAGACCCCUAAUCAACAUGCAUGCGUUGUCUGCGGGCAAAAAGACGCUUUUGUUUGUAAAGGUGUGGUGCCGACCGAAUAUCGUAUGCAUUUUCCAUUGAUAACCCAGUUUUUUACUUCAAGCGACGUCCUGCAUUUAUGCCCCAAAUGUAACGUUUCAGAUAUUAUAUCCGAUAUUAGAAUACGUACUGCAUUGAGCCAAAAGUGCGAUGCUCCGUACAGCUUUGACCAGGUCACAGAAGUAAAAAGGGCUGCAGAAACACUCUUAACUGACGACAAUGCUAUAUCGACAGGAAAACGCAACCAUUUAAAAACUAUUUUGUCAACUCAUUUUGAAGAAGCCUACAUUGAUCACCAGAGGAUAGUUGAUGCGUCAAUUCAGUAUUCAGACUGGCCAGAGUACGAACACGGUGAAAGAGUUGUGAAUAAAUUUCAAACCGAAUUUGGAGGUUUACAGGAAUUGGAAAUACUUUUGAAGGAUCAUUUUGUUACGGAAUUGAAUCCGAAGUAUUUACCAUCUUUUUGGGAUUGGCCGAUAGAUUGGAAAUACAAGCCUGAAAAAAUAAUGCUGGUUUCCUUAAAAAAUUAAGCGGGAUCGUAAAAUUUACAAAAAUUCAUGAAGACAUAU
Glossina fuscipes is the source of this 1892-nucleotide messenger RNA. RefSeq names its product exonuclease 3'-5' domain-containing protein 2-like. The record is from RefSeq and is a predicted model, not a curated record. The transcript is spliced from 6 exons. Gene Ontology annotation, biological process: nucleobase-containing compound metabolic process. The coding region runs from base 402 to 1853 and encodes 483 amino acids. Lineage: Eukaryota; Metazoa; Arthropoda; Insecta; Diptera; Glossinidae. Gene Ontology annotation, molecular function: 3'-5' exonuclease activity; nucleic acid binding. Gene Ontology annotation, cellular component: nucleus; cytoplasm.